Cloeon dipterum is the source of this 1570-nucleotide messenger RNA. It is a transcript of the gene hgo, whose product is annotated as homogentisate 1,2-dioxygenase. The record is from RefSeq and is a predicted model, not a curated record. Gene Ontology annotation, biological process: L-phenylalanine catabolic process. Gene Ontology annotation, molecular function: homogentisate 1,2-dioxygenase activity. Bases 139 to 1473 code for a protein of 444 amino acids. Lineage: Eukaryota; Metazoa; Arthropoda; Insecta; Ephemeroptera; Baetidae. The transcript has 10 exons. Gene Ontology annotation, cellular component: cytoplasm.
AAAAUUUAAAGCCAUAGCAGCAGCAAGCUCAUUAAAGGUGUCUCCUCCUCACUCUGGCAACAGGUAGGCGACGAGAUUUUUAGUGGACCGCUCGCUCUGGUCCAUUCCAGCCAGGCCGUCAAAGGGUGAGCAACGACGAUGACUUCAAAGGAGGAAUUCAAGUAUCUGAGUGGAUUCGGCAACGAGUUCGCUACUGAGGAUCCGCGCUGUCCCGGCGCCCUCCCCGUCGGACAGAACAACCCCCAGAAGUGUCCUUACGGCUUGUACGCUGAGCAGUUGUCUGGAACGGCAUUCACAGUUCCGAGGCACGAGAACAAGCGCUCGUGGCUGUACAGAAUUAGACCGUCAGUGAUCCACAAACCAUUUGUGCCACUGAACGUUGCGCAAUAUUUUACGCACAACUGGAACGAAAAUGAGCCCAACCCAAACCAGAUGCGGUGGAAACCCUACGACAUUCCCUCGGGCGACAAUGUUGUUGACUUCGUGCAAGGCUUGCACACCGUCUGCGGAGCAGGCGACCCGAAAGCGAGGAACGGCAUCGCGAUUCACGUCUAUUUGUGCAACACGUCGAUGAUCAACUCAUGCUUCUACAAUUCUGACGGCAACUUUUUAUUCGUGCCCCAGCAAGGUCGUCUCAAAAUUACAUCAGAAUUCGGCAAAUUAACCGUGGACCCGAAUGAAAUCUGCGUGAUUCAGCAAGGAAUUCGGUUUUCCAUUGAGGUCGAGGGACCAACUCGUGGUUACAUUCUCGAGGUUUUCGAUGCCCACUUCCAGUUGCCUUAUCUUGGACCCAUUGGUGCAAAUGGUCUGGCCAAUCCAAGAGAUUUCCUGACUCCGGUUGCCUGGUUCGAGGACCGAGACGUGCCUGAGGGUUUCAGGGUGGUGACCAAAUUCCAGGGCAAGCUCUUCGAGGCCAAACAGCUGCACAGCCCCUUUGACGUGGUCGCUUGGCACGGCAACUACGCUCCGUACAAGUACAAUCUUGAAUAUUUCAUGGUCAUCAAUGCAACUCAAUUCGACCAUGCUGAUCCGUCAAUUUUUACGGUGCUGACAUGCCCGUCUAACAAGCCUGGAGUGGCAAUUGCUGACUUUGUCAUUUUUCCCCCAAGAUGGGCAGUUCAGGAUCACACAUUCCGGCCACCGUACUAUCACCGAAAUUGCAUGAGUGAGUUCAUGGGGCUAAUCAAAGGAAAUUACGAGGCUAAAGAGGACGGAUUCGCUCCUGGAGGCGCUUCCCUGCACUCAAUCAUGACUCCCCACGGUCCCGACUACAAGUGCUUCGAAGGGGCUUCCAAUGGCGAAUUGAAGCCCGUUCGAGUUGCUGAUGGCACUCAGGCCUUCAUGUUCGAGACGUCCUUGAGUCUAGCUGUCACAAAGUGGGGAGAGGAGACCUGUCAAAAGCUGGACCACACUUAUUACGAGUGCUGGCAGCCGCUGAAGAAGCAUUUUAAUCCUAACUGGAAGCCCGAGUAAUAUAACAAAGCUUGCAAUUUGUACUCAUUGGUGAAAGGUGAUAUUAUUACAUUGUUUUUACUGAAUAAAAGUCGGAGGUUUUUAAUCAUUAACAAAA